Messenger RNA from Orussus abietinus, 2704 nucleotides. It is a transcript of the gene Nup44A, whose product is annotated as nucleoporin SEH1-A. The record is from RefSeq and is a predicted model, not a curated record. Bases 105 to 1331 code for a protein of 408 amino acids. Gene Ontology annotation, cellular component: nuclear pore outer ring; Seh1-associated complex. Gene Ontology annotation, molecular function: protein binding; structural molecule activity. Gene Ontology annotation, biological process: cellular response to amino acid starvation; positive regulation of TORC1 signaling. The transcript has 6 exons. NCBI's taxonomy places the organism in Eukaryota, Metazoa, Arthropoda, Insecta, Hymenoptera, Orussidae.
UGGAGCACGCUGAAUCUUACGAGCUGUAUACUUCUUGCAUUUAAAGAGCUGAAAGUCGCGCAGUAGAAUUUAGUAGAAUUAAAAUUAUUGUGGUCGCGUAUAAAAUGUUCGAAGCACAUAGUAUUAAUGCAGAACAUAAAGAUUUAAUUCAUGACAUUGCUUACGAUUUUUAUGGAAAACGUAUGGCAACUUGUUCCAGUGAUCAAUUUGUCAAGGUUUGGGAUGAAGACGAACAUGAAAAUUGGCAUUUGACAGCAUCAUGGAAAUCUCACAGCGGAUCAGUGUGGAAAGUAACAUGGGCACAUCCUGAAUUUGGACAGGUGCUUGCGACUUGUUCCUUCGAUAGAACAGCAGCUGUAUGGGAGGAAAUUAUUGGAGAAGGCUCAGGGCCUGGAGAACGAGGAAUGCGGCAUUGGGUUCGCCGAGCAAACUUAGUUGAUUCACGGACAUCUGUAACUGACGUAAAAUUUGCACCUAAGACUUUGGGUCUUUUACUAGCAACGUGCAGUGCGGAUGGAGUUAUUAGAAUAUAUGAAGCUCCUGAUGUAAUGAAUUUAAGUCAAUGGACUCUACAGCACGAUAUUAGUUGUAAACUUCCUUGCAGUUGUUUGACAUGGAAUCCAUCGUUAUCAAGGUUACAUCCACCUAUGUUGGCAGUUGGAAGUGAUGAUUCGAAUACCUCAACUGGUGGUAAAGUGUUUAUUUAUGAGUAUUCUGAAAACAGCAGACGUUGGACUAAAACUGAAACAUUAUCUAAUAUUGUGGAUGCGGUUCAUGAUAUUGCAUUUGCUCCUAAUUUGGGGCGAAGUUUUCAUACAUUAGCUGUAGCUACGAAAGAUGUGCGAAUUAUAACGUUAAAACCAAUACAGGAUACAGUUCAAAGUGGCUUAUCCCGUUUUGAAAUAACGACAGCUGCUCAGUUUGAUGACCAUUACUGUACAGUAUGGCGUGUGUGUUGGAAUAUAAUGGGAACGAUCCUAGCCAGUUCAGGAGAUGAUGGUUGUGUCCGAUUAUGGAAAGACAAUUAUAUUAAUAAUUGGAAGUGUGUUGCAGUUUUAAAGGGGGAUGGUACUUCGGCUCAAAGUGCCGAAACGCCUUUGUUAGCGACACCUCCAAACCAUUCCAUUGGAUCUCAACAACCACUUUCGACCACCAGGACAGUAACUAUUACAACAGUUAACACAGAGAAACCUACACCAACUAUCAUCGCUAAUAAAUGGCAACCACCAGUUACAAAAGGCCGUUUUAGUAAGUCUGUAUGGUUGGGAAAUCCAGGUGAACCAUCACCUCCUCCACCUCCUAUUUUAGACAGAGCAAAAUUGAAAAAAUAAAUAUACAGUGAUUCGCUCAACAUGUAUAUAAAUAUACCAUAGCAUUCAACAACACAAUGCACUGCAGUACAAAUAUUUUUCAGCAAUAAUUUAUUAAAGUAACAGCAUUUCUGAAAAUGACGCAAAGACCGCAUUAAGUUAUAUAUUUAAAAAAUGAAUAUCAAAUAGAAAUUUACAUUGUAUUUUGAAAUACGCAACUACUAAGUUUCAUUUUAAGACUAUUUACGAGUGACAUAUCGUUUCUUAAAAAUCUAAUUUUAAUUAGAUUUCACCAUUUUAUUUACACGCAAUUUAAAGAAAAGCGUUUUCCUUAGAUAACAAAAUAUUCAGUAUUAUAGAGUAGUGAGAUCUAGUAUUUUUUUUUUAUUUUGUACGGUAUCUAGUUAUUAUUAUAACAUAUAUUUAAAACCCACCUGUUCUAGGACGUAAGCGCUGCUAUCGAGAGUAACAUUAUUUGUUUAUAAGGUUUAAAUAUUUUACUUGUGGCGAUAAAUUAUGCGGAAUAUAUUACGUUAGAAAAACGCUGUAAUGAUAAGACGCAAUACAUUAAAUGUACUUAUGAUGAAUUCGCGCAUGUUUAAAAUUAAUUAUAACACAAGUUAAGAUUAUCGUAAAAUGCGUGACAUUUGGCAUCAAUGAUAUUCGAUAAAUAAUCAGAGAAUUGGUAUUACUUCCAAAUGAUUUGUGUUUCUAUCAGCUGCUUUCAUUCACACAUUCUUUCAUGUAAACAUGGAUGCAAUGGUUUAACUUUUUGUUUCUUCGAUAGCCCAAUCCGAAUAGUUGGUUUAUGAUCAUUUAACUUAUUCUCCUUGUUUCUUUGUUUCUCAUAUGUACUCUCUAAAAAUGAAAACUGCAAUUGCAUUAACGUAACACUGUAAAGGGAUUGAUAAUUAAUAUUUAGUGACAAGUAUAUUUUACCGUUGAUAAAGUUCCAGUUAAACAUUUUAGUAUUCUCUUGUUGAGCGUUAAUUGCGUGCUUCUUUCGUUUCUCGUGAUUUACGAUGGAGGUUAUACUCAGAUUUCUUUUUAAAUCUGUUACGUUAUCUAUUUCAACAUCAUCAAUCAAUGAUUUACAUGUUUUAGAUGAUAAUUGUGGGUAUAGAGAUGGAAAUUCUGAAUGACAUGUUAUUGGCUUGUCCAACUUGUAUCUAUUUAGGUCAACUUCAAGGUAUAACGCUUGUAUUUUGCGUUUUCUUGAAAUUUUAUUCACAAUCGGGAUUUCGUUGCUCAAAAAGAAUUGUAGGCACUCGCAAGAGUGCCAUAACAUUUGAUGUCGGGUCGGUGUUUGUUGAUCGGUUCCCUUUCCAUUUUUAGAGUCAUUUAUUGGAGAUAAAGUUAGAGUAUCAGUCGACCUCGAUAAAGGCUCUGGUUCC